Penicillium longicatenatum is the source of this 750-nucleotide messenger RNA. RefSeq lists its product as uncharacterized. Lineage: Eukaryota; Fungi; Ascomycota; Eurotiomycetes; Eurotiales; Aspergillaceae. Bases 1 to 750 code for a protein of 249 amino acids. The record is from RefSeq and is a predicted model, not a curated record. The transcript is spliced from 2 exons.
AUGGCGAGCAUAUUUCAAAAUGUCUUUGGAGGAACUCCAUCUCCGCCACCAACUCAGAUCAAUAUCAAAGUGUCGACCUCAUCAACCACGCUCCAUAAACACGACUCUACAGAGCCAUUUACACUCACUCUCGAGGAGACUCUUCCUGAACGUGGAAAUGUGCCUAACAAGCCUCUCACCAUCCUGACCUUCGACACCCUCCUCGACCCUAACGGUAAUGCCCUCUACGGAACUGGCAUCGACAUCAUCGACAGUGACACCGGAACCCGCGUAGAGCGGAUAACCCUAAGGAAUCAUUAUACUUUUGGCGACCAGUCUGGCAUCCCGAUCGAUCCCCAGUACGAGAGAUAUUUCGUCACUCUAGAGCCUGGGACCUCCGUCCGAGGGUGGAGUGAAUUCUGGGUUAGGCAGCAAUCUCCAGCAGAAGACGAUACAACGGCUGACGGUGAAUCAACUCUUAAAGCUGAAUGGAGCGCUAAGGACGAAUAUGUUGUUGCCGCGGCAUUUUCCCACGUUACGUCUCUUAAUGUGGGGUCGACAUAUCGGGUAGAGUUAGGGAGUAAAAUGAGCCAAAUCUCAUGGUAUCGAACUGGAUCAAAGGAGGAGGUGUUGAGGCGCCAAAGUGCUGGAGGGCGCCUUCUGCAGACCCUGAUCGGGCCAAAAAGGCACCAUGAGCGGGUUGGGGAUAGUGAAAUGCAGGCGAUCCCGCUUGUGAUGCAGGAAUCAGCUAGAUUCACGGUCGAAGUUUAA